AUGUCGUGCUCGGAACCAGUGAACUGUACAUAUACAGGUGGAAUUAUCCCUUUCGACGCAGACUCUGAUAUUGCUGGCAUUGGAGUUCUUCUAGGCUUUCUGAUUCCGGCAUGGCUGACGUUCCUAUUCGUUGUCGUCACGUUUCUGUUCAUCGAAGAAGGCAUCUCCCGGGACAAUUUAAAUGACCUGGAUCUCAUGUUAAUCCAUAGGAUUCGCAGACUCAAACAGAGGGUCAGUUUGGUUAGAAGGACCUCGGCACCAAUCUCUCGAGACUCGAUCCAAAGGAUUGCCUUGACCCUUAGCGACCAGAAGCUUAUUACCGGUGCAUCCAUUAUGAUAGUCGGCUUCUGCAGCCAUUGCUCGCUGACGCAGUAUCACUUCAAAGUCAUCCAGUUGCUUGGGCAUGUUUCUUUUCUCACAUAUCAGUCCACAGUGAUGAUUGUGUGCGAAGUGUUGUUGGAUGCCCCAGCAAAGAAGCACUGGAGAGCAAUCUGGAAUUUUGCGAUCUUCGUGCUGGUGGCUGUCUGCACCGUUAUUGUAUACAGUGACAACUUCCUUCAGAGUUAUGGGCUUUCGGUGCAAUGCAUUUGGAACGAUUUGAAGUACUCUUCGGCGAUCAAUGUUGUCCUUCUCGCCCUCCUGUUCUGGGAUCUUGUGGCCACAAUUGAUGACCUGUAUCCGGGCUACUUGGAUUGGAAAGAUUGCGCUCUACGAGAGGUGUUUCGAUAUCCUGGCUAUCUCUUUAAUCUGAAAUCCAAUGCCCCCAAUAAUGGUCUCCAAGGCGAUGAAAAUAACUGGGCCUUUGGCCAGAUCCCUUCGGUGCUCCUUCUCUUCCUGCCAGCGUCUGCAGUCGCGGAGAUGCUAUAUGAUGGCCUAUCCAAACACAUGUCCGAAACUACUCCCACAGAAAGAAACGAUUCUCGUCAACAGGAAUCCACUCCCCACGUUGAUUGCAUCAUAGGAGGGGCUGUGAACAAUGAGAACGGAGAAGUCGAUCCUUCCUCAACAACCGACGCUGGGUGCUCUAUACAAGGAACGGCUUCACAAGCCGUAACUAGAAGCAGAACCGGAGAUAUUCUUACACAGUAUUGGCUCAAAGAUAACGAACCGGCCAAGUUACUAGUGAUGGAGGGAGACACUCGUCGCAGAGGAUAUGCAUUUAUCCGUAAUGAGCUCAUGGUUCUACAGCAGAGUCUGUAUAACUCGAGAAGUUUCAAGCUCUGGUUGUUCUGUACUACAUGUGGGAUGUUUAUAGGGAUUCCAUUCGCUGCUCUCUACGGUUUUCCCCUUUAG
Molecule: messenger RNA, 1293 nt
Organism: Rasamsonia emersonii CBS 393.64
Lineage: Eukaryota; Fungi; Ascomycota; Eurotiomycetes; Eurotiales; Trichocomaceae
Exons: 5
Coding region: 1-1293 (430 amino acids)
Source: RefSeq, a predicted model, not a curated record